GAGCUCUCCCAACAAGCUUCUUUGCUUGCUGCUCAGCCUCCUCUGCUGCCCAGCCAGCGGCCUCCUCGUCGCCCCCGCUCGGCCCGGGCUGCGUGCGACGCGGUGCGGCGUGGCCAGGCUGCAGGGCGAGACGGAUAUCGCUAAGGAUGACCGGGUGCUGGUGACCAUCGAGUCGCUCUCAAGCGACUAUCGGCUGCAGAUGGAGGCUGCGCUCGAGGAGCGCAACAAGGAGCGGAUUCUGACCGGGCAGCCGCGGUAUGAGGAUAUCGAGGAUAUGGUGACCAAGUACCAGGAGUUCGAGGGCGAGAAGCUGGGCAUGUCGCGCGCCGAGGCGGAGGAUGCGGUGCUCAGCUACCUGCAGAAGAAGGCGCUCAUGGAUGAGGGCGCCUACAGCGGCGACCCGCAAGAGGCGCCCUCUGCCGGCAAGCGCAGAGCGGAUUCCCUUCGUAACUGUCUGCCGCCUCGGCCGCAGGUGAUCACUUUCGUGCUGCUUGGUGCGCUGGUCGUCGGCGUCGGCUAUAACCUCAUAGUGAACGGCAUACCGCAGUGA
Emiliania huxleyi CCMP1516 is the source of this 550-nucleotide messenger RNA. RefSeq lists its product as hypothetical. The record is from RefSeq and is a predicted model, not a curated record. The coding region runs from base 200 to 550 and encodes 116 amino acids. The transcript is spliced from 3 exons. NCBI's taxonomy places the organism in Eukaryota, Haptophyta, Isochrysidales, Noelaerhabdaceae.